This is a messenger RNA of Procambarus clarkii (red swamp crayfish), 2414 nucleotides long. NCBI's taxonomy places the organism in Eukaryota, Metazoa, Arthropoda, Malacostraca, Decapoda, Cambaridae. The record is from RefSeq and is a predicted model, not a curated record.
UACUCUCACAAACACAAUGUUCCUGCAGGACUCGCUAUGCGUGUUAGUGGCUUUGUAAGACUGUCAACACACCAGUGUUCUCUACUCUCACAAACACAAUGUUCCUGCAGGACUCGCUAUGCGUGUUAGUGGCUUUGUAAGACUGUCAACACACCAGUGUUCUCUACUCUCACAAACACAAUGUUCCUGCAGGACUCGCUAUGCGUGUUAGUGGCCUUGUAAGACUGUCAACACACCGGUGUUCUCUACUCUCACAAACACAAUGUUCCUGCAGGACUCGCUAUGCGUGUUAGUGGCUUUGUAAGACUGUCAACACACCGGUGUUCUCUACUCUCACAAACACAAUGUUCCUGCAGGACUCGCUAUGCGUGUUAGUGGCUUUGUAAGACUGUCAACACACCAGUGUUCUCUACUCUCACAAACACAAUGUUCCUGCAGGACUCGCUAUGCGUGUUAGUGGCCUUGUAAGACUGUCAAUACACCGGUGUUCUCUACUCUCACAAACACAAUGUUCCUUCUUGUAUAUAUAUGAAUAAACAAAAUAAAAACACAUUGACAAUUACUACUUUAAUUGCAGGCUUAAAGGAACACAUUUUCUACGACAUAUUCCCUCAAACUCGGCCAAGGCGACGACGCUGAGGUGAGCAGUACUCUACGGUGACGUCCUCCAUGUUGCUGUGGCUGCUACGGUGACGUCAACUGUGUCUCCUACGGUGAAGCCAACAGCAAACAGGACGAUGAUGUCAACAACAUCCACGACGCUGAAGCCAACAGCAAACAGGACGAUGAUGUCAACAACAUCCACGACGCUGAAGCCAACAGCAAACAGGACGAUGAUGUCAACAACAUCCACGACGCUGAAGCCAACAGCAAACAGGACGAUGAUGUCAACAACAUCCACGACGCUGAAGCCAACAGCAAACAGGACGAUGAUGUCAACAACAUCCACGACGCUGAAGCCAACAGCAAACAGGACGAUGAUGUCAACAACAUCCACGACGCUGAAGCCAACAGCAAACAGGACGAUGAUGUCAACAACAUCCACGACGCUGAAGCCAACAACAUACAGGACCCUGGAAUCAACGGUGAGUGGAAGACCAUCUUGUGUAAACAAAAGUUCCUGCCAAGACCCUCCCCGGGCGGUGGAGAACUCCGGGUACAAAGCUGCCACCUUUGUUCUGCUGGUGUUAGUGAUGGUUGUGGUCGUGGCCGGUGUGUACCUGCUCAGGAAGCACCGGAGGACACUAGCGCGCAUCACAUCUUCCCUGAAGAAGGCUCACAAAGAUGUGGAGGCCGCAGCCUCCCGGACCUGCGACGUGAACCCCGUCGCACGGAAUGACAUAUCUCCUGAGAUGGUCAGCAUCGACUUCACCUUCUGUAGUGGCGUUUCCCGCACUCCUUCUCCUUAUAGCCUGAAGUCUAGUUCCUUCGUCGUCUCACCCGUGGCUGCUCUUGGGUUAAGCUCCCGGUCCCCGCCGCCUCUCCCUCUCCAUACACACCCCCAGGUACCUCCCACCAACAAUCGUGUCUCGGCUCCCCCUCACGUGUUGACAUAUAAGAUAGAGAAAGAGAGCCCGUAUGACACUCUGCCAGCCCGCGCGGUCCCGGCCCUCGUGUUUACCAGCGCCCAGACCUCAGGCUCACCCCUUCCUCUAACCACUUCACCAAAGACAUGGCAAGAGCCACCACGACAGUCUCUCACACUGAGAGACUCUGGCUGGGGGGAUAGUGAGGAUAACAGCGAGGUGAAACACUGUGGUCACGAACCACCGGAGUCACCGGACACCUCGCCCGGCCUCAGGAGACUCUCCAUAACCAAAGUCCUGGCAGCGGCAGUGCAAGAAAUGAAAGAAAAAUCUCUCUUCACCCGAAUGAGAGACCUGGUAGGGGCAGACAGCCCCGGCACCAGUAGGUGUCCCUCACGCAAGUGGCGCCACAGACUCAAACUGUCAGCUUCAAGAAACGCUUCUCUGGAUAAUGAAGAAUUAUCAUCAAGAAUGACCGUCUUCGACAAGGAAAAAUUAGACUCAAGAAAGAAUUUAUUAGACAAGGAAGUCCCAGGCUCAGAGAACAUUCCCGGGAUAAGAAUGUCUCUGGAUCAAGAACAACUUUCCGUGAGAUGGGACUCCCAGACUCGAGAAGGAUGUCUUUUACAACAAGGAAGUCCCAGACCCAAGGAAGGUCUCCCGGGACAAGGAAGUCCCAGACCCAAGGAAGGCCUCCUGGGACAAGGAAGUCCCAGACCCAAGGAAGGUCUCCCGGGACAAGGAAGUCCCAGACCCAAGGAAGACCUCCCGGGACAAGGAAGUCUCAGACCCAAGGAAGGUCUCCCGGGACAAGGAAGUCCCAGACCCAUGGAAGGUCUCCCGGGACAAGGAAGUCCCAGACCCAAGGAAGACCUCCCGGACAAGUAG